AUGAUUUACAUCAGCUGGUACCAUCAAAAUUUUCCCCGUAUUUUCGGGGUGUUCAGCUACAUAAUUAACCCAAUCUUUAUCUACCUGGCAUUGACAAAAUCCAAAACUCAAAUGGGCAACUAUCGGUUUUUGUUGGUGGCUUUCGCAGUUUUUGACCUCUUCUACUCGACGAAUGAGUUUUUGACCCCUUUGGCAGUAACCGGCAAUUCGCAUGGAUUUGUGGUAUUUCUCACCGAAGGACCAUUCUUCGAGCAUCCAGAACUUGGAGCCCACGCGAUUUCCAAUCGCUGCGGCUUCAUUUCCCUGAGCUACGCUUUAUUGAUCAUUCACUUUGUCUACAGAUACAUAGCCCUGUUUCAUCCUGAACUGCAUCGCAAUUUUUUUCAUCCAAUUGGUGUGCUGAUCUACGCGCUCUUUUUACUCAUACAUGGUGCAUCGUGGUCUGUGAUCUGCCAGCAAUGCCUUGGCGGUACUGAUGAGAUCCGAGAGCUGAUCCGGGAUGAGUUUAUGGCAGAAUACCACGCAGAUACCAGGGAUGUACCAAUGCUGGCUGCACUUUAUUGGAACGCAAGUGACGCUAUUCGUUUCCGUAGUUGGCUCGGCAUCGUCUUACUGACUGUGAUCUCAUUUUAUGCGAUGACAAUUUAUUUUGUGUUGGGCUACAAGAUUAUGAGAAAAAUUCGGUCAAUGCAAGCGAACAGCAGUAUGAGCAAGAACAGCAUUCGGCUGCAGAAAAAACUAUUUUUGACGCUAAUUAUUCAGACCUGCAUACCAAUAUUCGCCAGCUUUCUACCUACAGUACUCUCGUGGUAUGCUCCAAUUUUCGGAAUUGAUUUGUCUUGGUGGAACACCAACGUGGCUACCGUAGCCCUUUCUGCUUUCCCAUUCAUCGAUCCGUUGGCUGUGAUCUACUUGGUGCCAAGCUAUCGGAACGCGAUUUUGAGAAAAAGAGACCCGACGGUGGCUAGCAGUUCAGCAAUACAAGGGGCUAAUAAGAAUGCGUCGAAAAUUGAUUGUAGCAGUGGGAUUAACUAA
Caenorhabditis elegans is the source of this 1035-nucleotide messenger RNA. It is a transcript of the gene srj-8, whose product is annotated as Serpentine Receptor, class J. The coding region runs from base 1 to 1035 and encodes 344 amino acids. The transcript has 7 exons. The record is from RefSeq and is marked reviewed. NCBI's taxonomy places the organism in Eukaryota, Metazoa, Nematoda, Chromadorea, Rhabditida, Rhabditidae.